AUGAGUUUUGAUCAUUCCUUUGGAGAGUCAACACAGCCCUUGGGUCCUUACCAAGUCGUCUCUCCAGAUGCACCUAUGGUCUUUACUUGGGACAAUAACCUGGUGCAAAUCAUGGAUGCAUGGAUGUCAUCUCCUCAGUCCUCACAAGGGUCACCUUUACUUUCUGUGGCUGCGGAUCUUUCUGGUCCGGCGAACUUGACACAUCUGAGCUUUAGAAGAAACGAUGCAGUUCUUCACAUGGAAUUAGUAGCUUCGGUUGCGGUAAUUAACUUGAUCAAGAUGGAAUUGGACAGAGUCAGAGUGAGCAGCAGCUUUGCGAAUUGUGCUAGGAUCGUUGCCUCUCAAUUAAGAGGCGCAUGUGGAGUUGGUUUGAUCACUUUGCUCAAACAAAGAAUUGACGUUGCUAAAGCAAAGAAGUUAGUUUGCUCAAUCAAGAAAAGUGGUAGGGAACGUUCUGCAGAAAAGUCAAUAAGCGGAUGCAUAGGUGCUCCGGUGACAUUUUCCAGUCCAGAGGGCACGAUUACAUGUCGUUGCAAAGCCGCUCGAGCCACGCCAAUGUAG
Molecule: messenger RNA, 561 nt
Organism: Prunus armeniaca (apricot)
Lineage: Eukaryota; Viridiplantae; Streptophyta; Magnoliopsida; Rosales; Rosaceae
Source: the annotation of a GenBank genome assembly